AUGAUGUUCCUCUGGCUGAUGGUAUUCACAACUUUGGCCUUACAUCUUUGGCUAAGACAAAAGUACGACUACUUUAGAAGGCAUGGGAUUCCCCAUCUACCCAUUUCCGGUUGGUCACCACUGGGUCACCUCGGACAGCUACUUUUCCUGCGCAUUUCCUUCGGGGAUCUCUUUCAGCAAAUCUACGCGGACCCACGAUGCGAAAAAGCCAAAGUAGUUGGCUUCUUUUUGUUCCAGACCCCGGCGCUGAUGAUCCGGGAUCCGGAGCUGAUUCGUAUGGUGCUGAUAAAGCACUUCAAUAGCUUCUUGAAUCGUUACGAGGCGGCGGAUGCUGGAGACUUGAUGGGAGCGUUGACUCUGCCUCUGGCCAAAUAUCACAACUGGAAGGAAAGCCGGCAGUGCAUGUCGCAGCUCUUUACAAGUGGUCGCCUGAGGGAGGUGAUGUACCCCCUGAUGCUCCGAGUGGCUGAUGACCUGGAGCACUAUCUGGAUCGCAAAAUGGGAGCUCGUUCAGAGAGAGUUCUUUCGCUCGGCAAGAUGUGCCAGCUUUAUACCACGGAUGUCACAGGCAAUCUCUUCUACAGCCAGGAUGUGGGUGGACUACGUCAGGGCCGAUCCCCCCUUCUCAAAAAGACCAAGGAGUUAUUUAAUCCUAACCUGCGAAAGGUAUUGGACUUUAUGACCAUUUUCUUCCUACCAAAGUGGGCCAAUCUUCUGGGAGCCAAGGUCUUCAGCGAGGAUUAUGCCCAGUUCAUGAGAAAGCUGGUGGAUGAACACCGGGAAACGAGGAUGGGAGAUCUGAUCAACCAGCUGCAACACUUCCAGCUGUCGCGAUCUUCCGACCACUAUUCUCAGCAUCCAGAUUUCAUAGCCUCUCAGGCAGGGAUUAUCCUCUUGGCUGGAUUCGAAACAUCCUCAGCGCUGAUGGGCUUUACUCUUUAUGAACUAGCCAAGGCUCCGGAUCUCCAGGAGCGGCUGAGAAGCGAACUAAGCGAAGCUUUUUUGACCAGCUCCACUUCCCACCUCAACUACGAGACCCUGGCGACACUUCCCUACCUUAAAAUGGUUUGUCUAGAGGCACUGCGUCUGUAUCCAGCGGCUGCAUUUAUCAACAGGGAGUGCACAAGUCCGGAUGCAGGUGGCUUCUCCCUGCGCCCGCAUGUAGAUGCUAUAUUGCCACCAGGAAUGCCUGCGUACAUCUCUAUCCUAGGAUUACAUCGAGACGAACAGUUCUGGCCUGAUCCCUGUCGGUUUAACCCUGAACGAUUUUCUCCUGAAAGAGCAAAGGAAAUAAUACCCAUGACCUAUAUUCCCUUUGGAGCUGGGCCACAUGGCUGCAUUGGCAGUCGCUUGGGCCUUCUGCAGCUGAAACUGGGAAUCGCCCACAUAUUAAGACUGUACAGGGUGGAGAUGUGUCACCGGACAGUGAAUGAAAUCCGAUUUAAUCCCAAAACCUUUAUGCUGGAGUCACGCGAUGAAAUAUUCCUCAGGUUCUGCAGGGAUUAGGGUACUAACCAUACAACAUAUGAUG
This is a messenger RNA of Drosophila bipectinata, 1531 nucleotides long. RefSeq names its product Cytochrome P450 6t3 (gene Cyp6t3). Gene Ontology annotation, molecular function: monooxygenase activity; heme binding; oxidoreductase activity, acting on paired donors, with incorporation or reduction of molecular oxygen. Gene Ontology annotation, biological process: response to DDT; insecticide catabolic process. NCBI's taxonomy places the organism in Eukaryota, Metazoa, Arthropoda, Insecta, Diptera, Drosophilidae. The record is from RefSeq and is a predicted model, not a curated record.